Messenger RNA from Cooperia oncophora, 1518 nucleotides. The record is from the annotation of a GenBank genome assembly. NCBI's taxonomy places the organism in Eukaryota, Metazoa, Nematoda, Chromadorea, Rhabditida, Trichostrongylidae.
AUGGACGGAGCGCUGAAAGGCGGAGCAGCUUGUGGCCGACGCAAGAUGCAGGCCAUUUGUCCACGCCUUAUCACACAGCAUUCCGCUCCUCCUACCUACUAUAAUGGGGGACCUCCAAUGCCUCCUCCAAUGAAGCGUCCACCGAUGCCGCCUCAACCGCCACCAAAAGUGUUCUUCGCUCCGCAGAAGUACGGAUUUUUUACGGCGAACAACGUAGAGCAGCGAUGGAGAGAUGAUCCCGACAAAGAGAAAAAAUCUCAGGCAGAUGAUAUAAUCGCAAAUGUUACAGAAAAAUUCUUCCCUGGAGCCAAAAGAGCCGCUGAGCAAGGUCCACACCGUUUCCCCCUGUUCAUGCCGGCCGCCAGGGCUUUGAAUAUUCUCGAACCUCUAAUCUGCUAUUCUCGACGUGUCGGCAGCGACAAUAUCUCUACAAAAUUCUUAAUUCGAAAUGGAGUUGAGGAUGCGAAGAGAAUCAAAUUCAAUGACGAGGAUAGCGAUGAGAAUGAGCUGUUCGCAAAACUGCUCUACAAAAAGUUGAAGUCAAUUGCAAGCCGCAAACGUCUGGAAAUUUUGCAUGUGUCCAUUAUGGAAAUGGUGAGACAGGCUCAAGAAGAAGAUGAAAGAGAAAGGGGUGUGCUAUGUAGUGUCAUCUCAUCAAUGAAAGUGUUGUCGCAGAGCAAGUUGUUUUGUCUGAUUAAAAGUAAGAAAGGGUCGGGCGGGUUAUUGCAGAGACCGAUGACCGCAAUCGAUGAGAUGAAGGAAUAUGAUACACGCGAGGCAAUACUUCAGAGAGUGCGCGCACUAGGCUUCAAUGCUAUUCAAUACUAUAUUCCAUGGAAUUUUCAUGAAAUCUAUGAGGGAAAGUAUAAUUUCUCGGGCAUGCGUAAUUUUACCGAGUUCUCCCGCAUCGCCUACGAACUAGGAAUGUAUUCGUUGGUAAGAGUAGGACCGUACGUUUGCGGUGAAUGGGAGAACGGUGGAUUGCCAUGGUGGUUGCUAAAUAAGAAUAUAACGGAUAUGAGGACUAGCGAAAGCGGAUUCAAAAAAGCCGUUGAUAAAUGGUACUCUGUUCUUCUGCCACUGAUCAAGCCCUUGAUGCGGCACAACGGUGGCCCAGUUUUAAUGCUUCAAGUAGAAAACGAGUACGGUAGCUACAAGGCUUGUGACAGGGACUACACAAAAUGGUUACGAGACCGAAUAUGGUACUAUGUGGGAAAAGAGUCUGUGCUUUACACGACGACUAUUCGAAUGCAAAUUACUGGUUAUUUACAGCUGAUGGUAACUAUUUGGCGGAUCUCAAAUGUGGUUCUGUUCCGUUACACUCUCACUACGGUUGAUUUCGGCCCGACGUCAAAUGAGAACAUUAACAACUCGUUUCAUUCUGCAACGAAAAUUCCUUCCGAACGGUCAUGGUCCUCUGGUAAAUUCGGAAUUCUAUCCGGGAUGGCUGGUGCUAUGGGGCCAAACGAAGGCCACCACUCCCUCUCCAGACGAUAUUGUAAAGUCAGCAAAAUGUGA